GCAGCCUAACAUCGCUGACUCCGGUCCACACGCUGACAAAACGGAUUUGUAGGACUUUUCUCCUGCAUCACUUCCUUCUUACGAGCAGUGUGUUGUCAGACGGGGAGGCGUGAGGAGCCCACUUCUCCGUCCCUCCACGCUGCUCAGGAGCCAUGGCGGAUCGGACCCGGAGGAGGAACCAGCAGCGCGAGCUCGGCCACGGCAGCGAGUCAAAGCAGGAAGGAUCCGCGUUACCUGCAGCUCGAGCCCAGCUGUUACUGGCGGGAAACAAUGCUGGCGGAGCGUAAAGGCGUCCGCAAGUCUUCCGCUCGUGCUGCAGAUGGCCGGUUCAACUUUUCACUAACUGGCAUUUCGCUCAUGUGGACGGGCUCCAGUUUGUUCUUUUGCUGACUUCCCGGACGUGCGUCCCGCAGCGCACAUCCCACUCGGGCAGCGAAUCUUGCGCACCGUCCCGCCGCGGCUCGCGCAGCGCCCCUUUAAUACUUCAAAGCCGACCCGCAGAGGUUAACAUGGGGGCAAAGCAGAGCAGCCCGAGCGCUAAUCCGGCGGCCAACGGACGGACCAGAGCCUACUCCGGCUCGGACCUGCCGUCCAGCACGUCCGGCAGUAACGGCAGUAACGCCGGCAGGAGCAGCGCCGGGGGCGCGAGGUACCGCGCGCACGGCGCGUCCGGAGCCUCCGCAGCGUCGGCCAGCGGCAGCGUGCACGGAGCGAGGGCCCGCUCCGUGGGCGACUCGGGGGGCUCCAGGACUAGACCCCAGACCGGCAUCAACAUACCGAACAACGGCGGAGCCUACAGCUCCCCGGAGUCCGGCGGCAGCAGCCCCGAGGAGGCGGCGGACCGCGGGCGAGCGCGCAGAGGGCACGAGGGUCCGCGGCUGCUCAUAGGGUCGCUGCCCGCCCACCUCUCGCCUCAUCUGUUCGGAGGCUUCAAGUGCCCAGUGUGCUCCAAGUUUGUGACUUCGGAUGAGAUGGACCUUCACCUGGUCCUGUGCUUAACCAAGCCCAGAGUGACGUACAACGAGGAUGUCCUAACUAAGGAUGCAGGAGAAUGCGCAAUCUGCCUGGAGGACCUGGUGCAGGGAGACACCAUCGCUCGACUGCCCUGCCUCUGCAUCUACCAUAAAGGCUGCAUCGACGAGUGGUUUGAAGUGAACCGAUCGUGUCCAGAGCAUCCAUCAGAUUAAAGCUUCUUUUGCACAGGGACCCGUGACGACAAAGUGUGGAUCCGGGGAGACUGCUGGACAAUAUGACCACUGUGAUGACCCCCACCCCUUCCAUCCAAUAAUGUAGUACCACGGUGUGCCAAAUCUGAUUGAAGCAAUCCUCAGGGAUACAGACUUUCUCUUUAUGUUUGAGUUGCACAUCCACCCUGGGACCGCUCCCACUCAUGCUACGGCCCACUCGGCACCGGAGCCACGGCCCCUCCUCCCUCGCGGGGCGGCAGGCGGCAGCUGAUCCCACCAGGACACUGGAGGAGGCCGGUGGCAGAUUAUCACACACGCUCCCUCUCACUUGACCAGUGCCUUGUUGCCGUGACGCCCAGCCACAGCGGGGCGGCACGGUGGACUCCAGCCUGUCAGCAGAUUGACCUGGAUCGACUGGACAUCGCUGCAGGACCCACCUCUACCAGUCUGUGAAACACCAGCCAGAGACGGGCAGCAGCACGACUGUCCUCAUCAGCAGCUCGGACAAAUGAAGCGGCCGCUGAAAUGGUGCCAAUCAACUGUGAAUAUUGUCAAACUCACAUAACGCAAAGAACCAUUAGUGCUUUUUUUAAACCAAUAGCACAGGGCGGAGGUGUUCAGGUACUAAAACCUGUCCCAGCUGCUCAGACAGAUAUUAGGACAGAAAAAAUGGUUUCUUCCUUAAAUUCUGUAAUUUAUAACAAGAUAUUUUUCAUGUUACAAUAACAAGCAAGUGGUUUUCUGGUUUUGUAAAAGCUUCACUAUAUAUUAAACAAUAAAGUAACCCACUUUUUUUGCUAAAACAAGAAUGUUGUGUGAAAUUUCAUGUUACAUGGAAGAUAUCUUGUUAUAACAUAUUGAGUUUUUCAUAAGUUGUCGUUUGGUACCAAUCUUUUCAUUUCCUUUACAUGUUUGGUUCACUAGCUCCUGUCACUUUCUAUCAGCAGCACAUUUGAGUUGUCUGUGUUGAUCAUAGUAUUCAUCAUAUCUGUAGCAGCAGAAGGCAAACUUCCUCCACCAGCAAAAUAAAUCAUGGAAAAAUUA
Messenger RNA from Betta splendens (Siamese fighting fish), 2231 nucleotides. RefSeq names its product zinc and ring finger 2b (gene znrf2b). The transcript has 5 exons. The record is from RefSeq and is a predicted model, not a curated record. The coding region runs from base 510 to 1187 and encodes 225 amino acids. NCBI's taxonomy places the organism in Eukaryota, Metazoa, Chordata, Actinopteri, Anabantiformes, Osphronemidae.